Molecule: messenger RNA, 1100 nt
Organism: Thrips palmi
Lineage: Eukaryota; Metazoa; Arthropoda; Insecta; Thysanoptera; Thripidae
Product: APOBEC1 complementation factor-like
Exons: 2
Coding region: 153-860 (235 amino acids)
Cellular component (GO): nucleus
Molecular function (GO): mRNA binding
Source: RefSeq, a predicted model, not a curated record
UGCUUGUUGGGGCGGCGGCAGCUGCGGCGCGGCGCCUCGUGUUUCACCCACUGCCACCAGUUGCCAGGAAUUGCCAGUGCCUGCCGGUUGCCCUUUUCAGUCGCUUUGUUGACGAUCUGACAGAGAACGUCAGUGAAGACUGAAGACUGAAGAUGAUGAGUUCGAUGAGUGUCCGUCCGCCGUCCACUGAGGAGGUGAGGGCGGCUCUGGAGAAACGAAUAGGACCGAAUACGGGAUACGUACUAUCACAAGUGCACGGGCAAAGGAAGCUCUUCAACCCCCUGUGGAAGGAGGAAUUUCAACCCCGAGAGGGCUCAGAAGUCUUCGUUGGAAGACUCCCUAGAGACCUGUAUGAAGAUGAGCUGGCGCCGCCCUUCUUGGAAGUGGGGCCGAUUUAUGAGAUACGUCUAAUGAUGAACUUUAGCGGAACGAACCGCGGGUUCGCUUUCGUAUCUUAUUUCAACCCUGAGACUGCUCAACGGGCGGUGGAAAGACUCAAUAAUUUCCAAAUUAGGAAAGGGCAAUUGAUAGGAGUCUUGCCUAGCGUGAACAACAGGCGACUCUUUAUUGGAGGGCUGAUGGCCUCAGCAGGCCUUGAAAAUUUCCUCCGCUCAUGGCUCCAUCAAGUCACUGAAGGGGUCCAAACCAUUAAGGUGUUUCCCCCAGGGAGAAGAACCCACCUUGAGGAGGCCUAUGUGCCCUACAGAUAUGCUGUUGUAACGUACACCUCUCACAGGCAAGCCGCCAUGGCCAGGAGGUCCUUGAUUCCAAUCAAGAAUGAAGUCUUCGGCCCUCAAGUAGUUAUCGACUGGGCUGAUCCCAAUCGCAUGGAGGCAUCAAGAGGUCAUCAGAAUGCCUAGUGUAAUUUUAAUGAAGUCCCAAUCUAGAUGUAUUUUUAUGUUUUUACCAUGCUUCCUGUAGCACCUAGUUUUUAUCAUAUACUUUUACAAAGGAUAGCCUUGAGGUAGGACAAUUAGAUGAACCAUUAACUUCAAUAUUUUAUUGUUUAUACCUAAACUUACAUUAUCACAGUUUGAAUCACUUUUAUAUUAAUUACAAUAUAAUGCUAUUUUUUUUCCAAAUAAACAGCUAUGUACUUA